Aspergillus clavatus NRRL 1 is the source of this 1767-nucleotide messenger RNA. RefSeq names its product ferric reductase family protein. Bases 1 to 1767 code for a protein of 588 amino acids. NCBI's taxonomy places the organism in Eukaryota, Fungi, Ascomycota, Eurotiomycetes, Eurotiales, Aspergillaceae. The transcript is spliced from 6 exons. The record is from RefSeq and is a predicted model, not a curated record. Gene Ontology annotation, cellular component: plasma membrane. Gene Ontology annotation, biological process: iron ion transport; copper ion import; intracellular iron ion homeostasis. Gene Ontology annotation, molecular function: ferric-chelate reductase activity.
AUGGACAUGUCCGAGUCGUCUGGCCUGCCAUGGCUGGAUCAGCCUGUGUUGCUGCAUUCAUCUCGCAAAGAUACCUGCAAACUGAACGCUGAGGAGUGUGCCUACCGUCGAGGCUACUGGAGAUACUGGUAUGAAGCGGAUCACGUCUACGCCUUGAAUACCGUCUACUUUAUGUGCGCGAUCAUUGGCGUCUUCACCACAGUACACUACACCUCUCAGUAUGCUCCCCCCUGGAUCAAACGCACUGCCAUCUGGCGCAGGGUCGCAGCGGUGCUGCGGUAUCUUUCAUAUAAGGGAUAUCAGAUGUCGGCUCUACACUACCGGUCACCGUCCCUCGGCGUGAUACUCCUCGGUCUCGUGGGCGUGGUCUUUUUCUUCGCAAUGACUCUCGGUCCGAGACCCUAUUACUGGCCCAACACGGCAACAGUCUCGUAUGGCAACAGCCCGCCUAUUGCAACGAGGACCGGGUGGAUGGCAUUGGCCCUGCUUCCUUUUGUCCUCGCCCUGGGCUCCAAGGCAAACCUCGUCUCGAUGCUGACGGGCGUCUCUCACGAGAAGCUUCAGAUCUUUCACCAUUGGGCCAGCUACGCAAUGUUUGUCCUAGCCUUGAUUCAUACAUUCCCCUUUAUCAUCUUCCACAUCAAUAAGGGUGACAUGGUCAAGCAAUGGAAGACCAAUGUCACGUACUGGACGGGAGUAGCAGCGUUGAUCCCGCAGGCCUACCUGACUGUCAUGUCUUUGCCGGCUAUUCGGAACCGGUACUACGAAUUCUUCAAAGCAACGCAUGUCCUCAUCGCAUUGCUCUUCAUCCUCUUCUUCUUCUUCCACUGCGACUUCCGCCUCUCGUCUUGGGACUAUUUCAUCGCCGGCGGCUGCCUCUACACCUUCAGCCUCUGCAUAGGCUACACCCGCACAUUCCUCAUCAACGGCCUGCACACAAGCACCCUUGACCUCCUCCCCUGCGGUCUCCUCCGCGUCAAAAUCCCAACAAUCACAACCUGGCAUCCCGGCCAGCACAUCUCCCUCCGCUUCCUCGACCUCCCCAGCCUCGGUCUCCACUGUCUCACCGCACACCCGUUCACCAUCGCCUCCGUCGCCCACGAUCCAGACCACGCCGGCAAGGCAACCGAACUCAUCUUCUACAUCCGCCCGAGACACGGCAUCACCGGCCGCCUCGCGCGUCUCGCAGCGAAAAGCCCCGGCGCCGCCCGCGCCGUCCUCCUCGAAGGCCCCUACGGCGGCGUCACCACCCCGCUCUCCCACUUCACCACGCUACUCGUCCUCGCCGGCGGCUCCGGCGCCGGCUUCUCGCUCGCAGUCCUCGCCGACGCCCUCAAGACCGCAACAGAGAAGACAACCGUGCAGAUCGUCUUUGCGACGCGCAGCCCGGCCGUGGCGGAGUGGUACGUCGAGGAGGUCGAAAGCAGGGUCUCGGCGCUCGGCACUGCCGACGUCGCUGUCUCCAUCUAUGUCACUGCGAGUGGUCCGGAGACGGCGAGGGGGGUUGAGGACGGGAAGGAGACGAGGCUGUCCGGCGAGCAUGUCACCAGCAGCGCGCUGGGGUGGAUGCGUCAGGGUCGACGCCCGGAUCUCCCCGCCAUCAUCGCCUCGUCGUGUGCAGCGAGGCCGGCGGCGCGGGUGGGUAUCUUCGCCUGUGGUCCUGCGUCUAUGCUGCACGAUGCGCGCAAUGCGGCUGCGCAGGCGCAGCGGGCCGUCGUGAGGAACGGGGUGGAAGAGGUGUACUUGCACAUGGAGCCUUUCUCGUGA